Iphiclides podalirius (scarce swallowtail) is the source of this 324-nucleotide messenger RNA. NCBI's taxonomy places the organism in Eukaryota, Metazoa, Arthropoda, Insecta, Lepidoptera, Papilionidae. The record is from the annotation of a GenBank genome assembly.
AUGUUAACGAAAAAUGUAGGAAUCAUCGGGGUAGGUACAGCUGUAUACUAUGAGAUUGUUAAGUCGCAGCGAGGCAAGAAGCUGCUGCUAAUUGACGGUUUCACCUUCUCGAAAGCGAACCAGAACCACUGGGUGUGCUCGAGAAAGGUCGUCGGCUGCAAGGCCCGCCUCAAGUUGGACGACGAUGGAUACAUUGUCAGCCUGUACAACGAUCAUUGUCACCCGCCUAGGAAAUUCGCGAGAACGGAAACAGGAGAAGUGGUCCGUAUGCCCCGCAAAAAGUGUGUUUUCUACGGGUUGGAGAACAAGAAGCUCUAUAGCUUU